Molecule: messenger RNA, 663 nt
Organism: Linum trigynum
Lineage: Eukaryota; Viridiplantae; Streptophyta; Magnoliopsida; Malpighiales; Linaceae
Source: the annotation of a GenBank genome assembly
AUGUCUCUGUCCACCAUGAAGGACAACCUUGAGAACUCUAUCGCGCGCCGCGAGCAGCUUAUCAAGGAGUGCAAAGAGGCCCAACUGGAGGCGGCUAAGCAAAUCUCCACUCUUCAGGCUACCUUGGAGGCGGAGCGCCGCCAACGGGACACCGAGUUUGCUUCCCUUAUGGCGAAGGAGCGCCUAGAGUUCGAAGUGAAUUUGGCCGCCCUGGCGGCGGACAAGGAGGCACUUACUCAGGACUUGGGCGCCCGGGAUACCGAGCUUGCGACCUUGAAGGAGGAGAAGGCCUCUCUCGAGGACAAGGUGAAGGCGGCUGCAUACCGCCGAGGGGACUACAAGAAGGCCUUGAGGGACGCCCGCAAGGAAAUAAGAGCCCUCAAGGCGUCCCUCAAGCGCUUCGCGAGCUCGGAGGCGGGGCAGGAGCUGAUUGCCAAGGCGUCUCUGGACAGCUUGGUGCUUGCCAAGAGGAAGCUUGAUCAAGAGUACCCCGACAUCGUCGUGGACUUUUCCGACCUUGUGAACUUUGUCAUUGAGGAGAUGCAGAAUGAACAGGAGGAGGCGGCUGAGGAGAAUGACGCGGCGCCUACUGGGAGUGGGGAGGCUCCUUCUCCGCAAGAAAGUGACUCCUCAAUGGAGGAUGCCUCCUCAGAGGCGGAAUAG